UGUCAUGUUGUAGGGGGAAUUGUCUGCGCUGCGUAACCAGAAAUCAUUUUGAAUUACAGGAUAACCAGACCAAAGCAACGUAAAACACGUGGACUAAAACAUCACGUUUGCAACUAACUUGACCAAGAAUGCCGACAGACACUAAAAGGGUACAAGGCCCAGAAGUAUCUCAAAGUCCGUAUAUCUUCUGCCUAUCGCCUCCAAAGCGUCCCAUUGCCGAUUCUCGGAUAGAUGGGAGGCAACGAGGCCAAGUGGACGUCCGACCCGUGUUUGUCCGCUGCGGGCUGGUCAGUCAAGCAAAAGGGUCAGCCUACAUAGAAGCGGGGAACUCAAAACUGAUGUGCUGUGUCUACGGGCCCAAGGAAAUUGAACGAAAGGACGAGCUAGAUAUGAAAUGCGGGAGAAUGAUGACUGACAUGAGAUUUGCCCCGUUCUCCUGUAGGGAGAGGGGGUCGUGGAUCCAGGGCAGUGAAGAGAAAGACCUGUCGCUGAUGCUACUAGAAAGCCUGAAGCCAGGGGUGCGCCUCCACAAGUACCCCCGUUCCCAGAUCGAGGUGAACGUAAUGGUGCUGGAAAAUGACGGUUCAGUCUUGGCUCACGCCGUCACGUGUGCAUCCCUCGCACUAGCGGAUGCUGGUAUCGAGAUGUACGACCUGGUCCUUGGGUGCUCUAUCCAACAGGACGGCGCCACCUACCUGAUAGACCCCACUUGUGUAGAGGAGAGCAGCAGCACUGUGUCUUUGGGAAGCGGUGAAAACCAAGGCAACCUUACCGUUGCUUUCCUCCCUAGCCUAAACCAGAUAUCGGGUUUGCAGUCGGACGGCGAGAUGGACGAAGAGACACUGACUUCCGGAGUCCGCAUCUGCAUCGAGGGUUGCUUUAAAUUGUACCCAGUCAUCCAGCAAGCUUUGUCCAGAGCUGUGAGGAGGAAAGCCCCCCCACCAGAGAGUUGAGACUGAGUUUCUUUAACCCAAUCCAAUGCAUACUGUUUUCAUGCUAUAUUGGUUGUCAGUGAUUAAGUUGAUAUGUAAAUUCUUUAUUAAAAAAGUAAAACAA
This is a messenger RNA of Hypomesus transpacificus, 1056 nucleotides long. RefSeq names its product exosome component 6 (gene exosc6). Lineage: Eukaryota; Metazoa; Chordata; Actinopteri; Osmeriformes; Osmeridae. Bases 129 to 953 code for a protein of 274 amino acids. The transcript has a single exon. Gene Ontology annotation, cellular component: nuclear exosome (RNase complex); cytoplasmic exosome (RNase complex); nucleolus. The record is from RefSeq and is a predicted model, not a curated record. Gene Ontology annotation, biological process: rRNA catabolic process; U4 snRNA 3'-end processing; nuclear mRNA surveillance.